AUGAACACAGUGAUUGCAAGAGCGCGACGGAGGCGGCCUGUAUCAAGAGGAUUCUGGAGGCAAACUGUAGCUGCUGCGGGGCUGAUGGAGAGAUCGACUGUGCCAGCAGUGGGUUUAACAUUGUAUUGGGCCUUUUAUGUUGUAUGCGCCGAGGGGCGUCUUCCCCUGCCCCGCCUCGACGUAGAAGAUGAGCAUGGCGAGCAUGGCGAGGCGCGCGUGCUUGAUCUCGGCCACCUUGAGCCGGUCGAGCUUGUCCGCGUCGGGCACGUACACCCCGCCCUCAAGCGUGCCCGCGAACCCGAGCGGGUCGAAGAACUUGCCUCCCGGGUAGCCCUGCUCCCCCGUGGCAUUGGCGAAGUUGUCGGCCGUCCUCGACCACGGGGUGGCCCACUCCACCGACUGCGACUCCGGGUUGAAGAAGUCGACCCACCGCUUGCUCUCCACCCACCCCAUCAGCAGAAGCUGCGUCCCAAGCAGCGUCCCGAACGAGAAUGGGGCCACGGCCCCAGGGGCGGCCCCCGCCUCAAACCACGGGAUCCCGCUCCACGCCUGCCCCACGAAGAUGCCCACCACCGCGGCCAUCGCCCACCGCCCGUGGAUGAGCUCCGCCUCGCGGUACCACUUGAGGAACGCCGGGUCGCGCCCGAGCCCCAGCGGGUCGAAACCGUAGUCCCCCGCCAGCCUCCAUCGAGCCACUCGGGGUCAAUGAAGUUGCCGCCGCCCUUGACGGCCGGAAUCCAAGACUUCUUGGGGGCGACGGCAGCCGCUACAAUGAGCCGCUUGGGGGCCGCGGGCCGGGCGGAAGCAGGGGCUGAGAGCAGUGACUGA
Striga asiatica is the source of this 828-nucleotide messenger RNA. The record is from the annotation of a GenBank genome assembly. NCBI's taxonomy places the organism in Eukaryota, Viridiplantae, Streptophyta, Magnoliopsida, Lamiales, Orobanchaceae.